AUGCGUUCAAGGACGAACAUCGCUCUCGGCCUAGCUGCCACUGGUUCGUUGGUCGCCGCCGCUCCCUGCGAUAUCUAUAAGAAUGGAGGUACCCCUUGCGUAGCUGCUCACGGUACUACUCGCGCAUUGUACGAUGCCUACACUGGUCCUCUCUACCAACUGAAGAGAGGCUCCGAUGGGUCUACGACCGAUAUUUCUCCUUUGUCUGCUGGUGGUGUUGCCAACGCUGCUGCGCAGGAUUCUUUCUGCAAGGGCACUACCUGCCUCAUUAGCAUCAUCUACGACCAGUCUGGCCGUGCCAACCAUCUUUACCAGGCUCCAAAGGGUGCCUUCAGCGGACCAGAUGUUAACGGAAACGACAACUUGGCAGGCGCGAUCGGAGCUCCGGUAACGCUGAAUGGCAAGAAGGCGUAUGGUGUAUUCAUCUCGCCUGGUACUGGUUACAGAAACGACGAAGUCAGCGGCACAGCCACUGGAAAUGAGCCCGAGGGCAUGUACGCCGUCCUCGAUGGUACGCAUUACAACGAUGCUUGCUGCUUUGACUACGGAAAUGCCGAGACGAGCAAUACAGACACUGGUAACGGUCACAUGGAAGCCGUCUACUUCGGCAACAACACAGUUUGGGGCAGUGGCUCUGGCAGCGGUCCUUGGCUCAUGGCCGAUCUUGAGAAUGGUCUGUUCUCUGGCCAGGGCACGAAGUUGAACUCUGCAGAUCCUUCGAUCUACAACAGAUUCUUCACCGGAAUGGUCAAGGGAGAGCCUAACCAGUGGGCACUUCGCGGUGGCAACGCCGCAUCUGGUUCUCUGUCGACAUACUACAGUGGCGCUCGUCCCACUGUUGGCGGCUACAACCCCAUGAGCCUCGAGGGCGCCAUUAUUCUUGGUAUUGGAGGUGACAACAGCAACGGUGCUCAGGGUACUUUCUACGAGGGAGUCAUGACCUCGGGAUACCCAUCUGAUGCCACUGAAGCCUCGGUGCAGGCCAACAUCGUGGCUGCGAAGUAUGCUACUACGUCCUUGAACACGAAGCCACUCACCGUGGGCAACAAGAUUACGAUCAAGGUGACCACUCCUGGCUAUAACACUCGCUACCUUGCCCACACCGGAGCCACAGUCAACACACAGGUUGUCUCGUCAUCUAGUGCCACUAGCCUCCAGCAACAAGCCAGCUGGACUGUCCGUACCGGCCUCGGCAACAGCGAUUGCUACUCGUUUGAGUCGGUUGACACACCUGGAAGCUUCAUCAGACACUACAACUUCCAACUCCAGCUCAACUCGAAUGACAACACCAAGGCUUUCAAGGAGGAUGCGACUUUCUGCUCGCAGACCGGACUCGUGACUGGUAACACUUUCAACUCGUGGAGCUAUCCUGCCAAGUUUAUUCGUCACUACAACAACGUUGGAUACAUUGCCAGCAAUGGAGGUGUUCACGACUUUGACUCUGCUACGGGCUUCAACAACGAUGUUAGCUUUGUGGUUGGAAGCAGCUUUGCUUAG
This is a messenger RNA of Aureobasidium musti, 1497 nucleotides long. The record is from the annotation of a GenBank genome assembly. Lineage: Eukaryota; Fungi; Ascomycota; Dothideomycetes; Dothideales; Saccotheciaceae.